AGAGACGACCAAAACAAAACGAAAGCGAUCAAGAUAACAUCCGAUCCAACAGCGCUUCCAAUCGCGGAAAAUCUCUCGUACGUGACUCUGCGCGAGUGAAUUGAUUAUUGUACUCUCCUCGUGCACCCCCGCCGGCCAGGUCAGCUGUGUAGUGCCCGAAAAUGUUAUCGUUCUUCCGCAAGAAAACCUCAGACGACCUUACGGGUGACGGAACAAACUCUACAGGAAGUGCUGGUGGUGGUGCUGUUGUUGCAAAAGAGGUCGCUGCGUCGCCUUCCCUAACCCAGCUCGGUUACCGCUCGGUCGAUGACCUGCGGGAAACCAUUUACGAUUUCCUCCGGACGAUCCGCGACCCGGAAAAGCCCAACACGCUGGAGGACCUGAAGGUGGUCUACGAGGAGGGCAUCUUCGUGCAGGAACCGACGGAGGGGAACGUGUACGUCGUGCGGAUAGAGUUCAACCCGACCGUGCCGCACUGCUCGCUGGCCACGCUGAUUGGGCUGUGCAUCCGGAUCAAGGUCCAGCGCAGCUUGGCCCACAACCUGAAGCUGGACAUCUACAUCAAGAAGGGGGCGCACUCGACCGAGGAGGAAAUAAACAAGCAAAUCAACGACAAGGAACGAAUAGCGGCCGCGAUGGAAAAUCCAAACCUGAGGCAACUCGUAGAGAAUUGCAUUAAGGAAGAAGACUGAACGGUUAGGUUCUGGUUUCGGAACGGUUUAUCGGCUCAAAAGUGGACUCGCGCUGCAUGAUCAAAGUGAUGUAAAGUUUUUCAUAGAGGGUGUGGAAGAGAGUGUUAUUUUGUAACUCGUUAUUUUUAUAGGGAUUAUAAAUAGUGAUUCUAAACUUUUUCGACAAGGUCAAAAAUAAAAGAAGAUGUGGUGGAUCGUAAUA
This is a messenger RNA of Culex pipiens pallens (northern house mosquito), 894 nucleotides long. It is a transcript of the gene galla-1, whose product is annotated as MIP18 family protein galla-1. The transcript is spliced from 3 exons. NCBI's taxonomy places the organism in Eukaryota, Metazoa, Arthropoda, Insecta, Diptera, Culicidae. The coding region runs from base 162 to 692 and encodes 176 amino acids. The record is from RefSeq and is a predicted model, not a curated record.